Messenger RNA from Girardinichthys multiradiatus, 3592 nucleotides. RefSeq names its product atonal bHLH transcription factor 8 (gene atoh8). The transcript has 4 exons. Gene Ontology annotation, molecular function: protein dimerization activity; DNA-binding transcription factor activity. Lineage: Eukaryota; Metazoa; Chordata; Actinopteri; Cyprinodontiformes; Goodeidae. Bases 1158 to 2147 code for a protein of 329 amino acids. The record is from RefSeq and is a predicted model, not a curated record.
CAGGCGCCAUUGGAGCCUGACUGGGAGGAGUGAGAGAGUAGAUAGCCUUCCUACUAGGCGGUGAGAGUACUCCUCCAGAGCUGGUUUGGGGGACACUAUACGUUCAAUUUCUGGAUCCUCAACGAGACAGGAUCUGGUUUGACUGAUUAGCUAAGUUGCCUCUUUACGAAAUCGCUAAUUCAAGUUCGUGUGGAAACAUAAUGUUAGUCCGAUCUUCACAUCAGAGUGUCUGGCUUGCGGGGCAGCUCUUUGCAGCAAAGGGAGCAGAACUUCAGUGAGACAUGGCUGGAAACUGAUGAUACGUGUUCAAAGGAAUGUUGUGAAUUUUCAGAUUUCCCUCCGAUGAUCGUUUGCUUGAACACGGCAUUGAUUGUUCCCUUUUUGAAAACUCCUUUAUUUCUAGAAUUGGUAGGUCAAAUUUCACUUCCCCUUUGGCUGCUUAAAAAUGUUUUUAAAGAGAAGUGAUGUUUUUGGAUUCUAUUAAGACUAAUUGAUGGUUGCUUGUGUCAUUGUGACUGUGUUGUAAAAUCCGUUGUAGAAGGUAGAAGCACUUUCAGCUGUUCUUAUCUUAUGUUUUGUCCAGCAGUUGCAGUGCUGCAUAUCUUCAUUCAGUGUGUGCGUGUUAGUGUGGUUUAUUCACAGUGUUGCUAUGCAGACAGACUGGAGCCACACAGACAACUUUACUGUAACCUCAUUCUGAGGCUAGGCCUGGGCUGCUCACACUAAAAGAAACUUUUGGAGCACAAGAAAACCUCUGCACUUUCCAGUCCAACUUGUGUGGAAUAGCAGAUGUUACACAGUUGGAGCACUAGUGUUGAUUUUUCAGGAUGCUGUUAGGCAGACAGAGUGGAGCCACAUAAAACCAGCUGGUAACGGCCAUGACUGAGCACAUCCUGUUUAUGCAGCUUAACUGAAUGUGUAAAACAGUCUGAAUUUUCUGGUUGUAGUUUGCUAUGUAUUGUGUAUUACUUUAUUAAAUUCAGCACACGCCGACAUUACCAACUGUCUUCCCUACAUGCUUCCAAGAAGGAAAUGUGUAUAGUGCCAAUGCCAACCAUUCUAUGGUGACCACACUUAUAUAGGAUUUACAUAUCUUGUAGAGUUUAAUUAGCUUUCAUUUUGAUUUCAGCUUUUUUGAGAGAAAAAAAUUUAGCAAAAUGAAAAAAUCUCUGCCAUUGAAUAAUUUUUUGAACAGCACAAACAGCAAAGAGUCAGUUGUGAUGUCUGCCCCAGGUUCAAACAAGAAAUUCAAGAGAAAAUCUCGUGAGCCUAAAAGACUUUUCAGUAGUCUUGAAACUGAAAGCAUGAACAGAUUCCCAAUGGACAUGUCCGAUAUAGACUGUGUAGAUGACACCCAAAUCGCAAAUGUCAGCAAGCUGGCCCCUCUCCAGGGACCACUGAUGACAUCACAAGACGUUAUGGCCAACAGCAGGGGAAUCUUGUCAGCAAGACAAGAAGACAUUACAGCAGCAAGCCAGAGUGGUGCCAUAGAUAUGAGAGUUGGCAUUAACAUGCCAUCAGUAUCUCCCAAAGCAUCCCAGUCACCUGCCUCUUCCCUGUCCUAUCAUGAAAUCUCCCACUGGCCAAUUUCCAUCUCUCAGCCCUUGACCAACAGACUUAAGCUGGGUCUACACUCCACUUUACCUCUUUCAAAGCCAACCAGUGGCACUUCUUCUCCUGGCCAUCAGGCAUUCUAUUGGGAGUCCUCACUGCCUGGCCAGUCUGCAGCUGUGUCUGUACCCAGAGCCUCCCAGUGCCUUGACUGUGUGAAAACACACAUCUCUGAACAGAAGGAGUCUCCAAAGAAGCGGGUAGGAAUUGAUGGUGAUACAAGAGCGCGUCUUUCAGAGGUCAAAGCUAUUCAGCAAACUAGAAGGCUUCUGGCCAAUGCCAGGGAGAGGACUCGUGUCCACACCAUCAGUGCUGCAUUUGAGGCACUAAGAAAGCAGGUGCCGUGUUAUUCCUAUGGACAAAAACUUUCCAAGCUGGCUAUAUUACGUAUUGCCUGCAACUACAUUCUGUCUUUGGCUCACUUAGCCGAGCUUGACUACAGUUCAGAUCACCGCAGUGCGAGCUUCUCUCAGUGUGUGGAACAGUGUACGAGGACGCUACAAGCUGAGGGCAGAAGCAAAAAAAGGAAGGAGUGAUAAAGAAGUACUUGGAGGAAUAAUGACAAGAUGAAGAACACAAUGAAGUGGAUGAAUGCAGAAAAGUUUGACUUGUGCAUUUCACAAAUUUUCUUUUUACACAAAUUCCAUUAGUCUGAGGUCUUUGUAAUUAUGUCACGAAAUACAGUAAACAAUGUUUACCUUGGAAAGUACUAACAAAAUCAGCUAGCUACAGUAUUGAUCAUGAUUAUUGACAUUUGGAUUCGUAGUACCAAAUUCCUGAAAUUAAUUUGUAUCUCUUUUUUUUUUUUUUCAAAUGUUAGAUAAUUUAGAUGAAAGUAGAAAUUCUAAAAAUGCACAUGAAUAACUUGCAUACAAUAAAAAAAUAUUUACCCAUUUGCAGAUUUCUUCAUGAAAUGUGUCAGACCUGUAAAGUUAUAGUAGGCUAAAACAUCUUAAAUGAUGUUGCUGUAAUCCAGAGAAAUUUAAGAGCAGAUCAAACACAAGUCUUUAAAGUCUAAAACCAAAGGGUUUCAGAGCCAUUUUUUAGGCUUUGGGAAUCCAAUCCACAAAUAGAGAAAACAUGGGACAGUGGUGCCAAAAAGGUGAAACUCUUUGGAAGGUAAUAUAGCACUUAAGAAAAUUACAGUCUAAGAUUUCAGAGGUGGUGAAUUCUGCUCUAUACAAGAAAAUACUGAAAUGUCCCACCAUUAGUUUCUGACCUUAAUCUCAAAUGCACUUUGGUUAUGCUGUAGGACAAUGAUCCAAAGCACACCAGCAGUCCACCUCUAAAUGGUUAUAAAACUUAAAUGAAGGUUUUGUGGUGGCCUCGUCAAAGUCCAGACUUAAAGCCGAUUGAAAACCUCAUCAGCUCGUUCAUGCUAGAAUACUUUCCAGUGUGGCUAAAUUAAAAUAUUUUUAAAAAUGAGAGUGGGACAAAAUUUCUCCAACGCAAUUUAAAAGAUUCUGCCAGUAAUCAUAAAUGAUUGAAUUGUAACUGUUGCCACAAAGCAUGACAGACCCACUUGUUAGGUUUAGUGGGCAAUUGCCUUUUUUUUACAUAAGGCCAGGUUGGCAUUGCUAGCUUUUCCCCCUUAAUAUAUAAAAUACUAAUUUGACAACUAAAAGAAAAAACUAAAAGUGAUGAUCUGAAACAUUUACGUAAUAAAAAAGCAAAAACACAAAACAUCGGUAAGCAGGGAAAAAAAACAUUUUUCGUGGCACUUCAAUAGCUACACAUUUCGUUAGUGUACAUUUCAUUGCCCUACACUGUAUACUGUUCUAAAUGUACCCACAUAGUUCUUGAUAAAUCUGUGAAAAAUGCUUAGAAUGCAUGUUAGUUAAAUAAUAAAGAUAGUUGGUAAUGUUCACAUCCAACAGCCCACCCAUUGAGCAGUUUUCAGUUUUUAAAAAAUUAUUUUAAACCGGUUAGUACUGAGUACUCUUCUUGAGAUUUAACAUAAAUAAAAUUGAUUUAAAAAACA